This is a messenger RNA of Sceloporus undulatus (fence lizard), 3026 nucleotides long. It is a transcript of the gene CDCP2, whose product is annotated as CUB domain containing protein 2. The record is from RefSeq and is a predicted model, not a curated record. Bases 168 to 1784 code for a protein of 538 amino acids. NCBI's taxonomy places the organism in Eukaryota, Metazoa, Chordata, Lepidosauria, Squamata, Phrynosomatidae. The transcript is spliced from 8 exons.
AAUUUAAGAAAAAGAAAAAUGGUUUUACCUUGGUUGAAGUCCAGUCCACAGGCUACUCUUCAUGGUUCUCCUAUUGCAGCUACAAUGAGCUCCAUGCCUGGGGACGUAUUUCUACAAGGUAAACCAUUACGGACAUCAUUACAGACACAGGCAAACUGUAUCAAAGGAUGCAGCAGAUGCUCCUGAAACACCUUGUGACAAUAACAUUUUUGUGCACAGCGAAGGGGAUAAACACCAAGAAAGGCAUUAAAUGUGGAGGAGUUCUCUCAGCACCCCAUGGCAAUGUCUCAAGCCCAAAUUUCCCUGGACUCUACCCUUAUGAUAUAGAUUGUGUGUGGCUCAUUGUGGUAACAGAAGGAUCGUCUGUUCUGCUCACCUUUCAUCACUUCGACCUGGAAUUCCAUGACAGCUGUGAAUUUGACUACAUCAAAAUCUACAAUGGGGUCUCAGAAGACCAAGGAAACCUCCUCGGCAAAUUCUGUGGUACAAGUUUUCCUCCACCAUUUACAUCAUCUUGGAAUGUCAUGAGUAUAAUAUUUCACUCAGACAACCAUGUGGCCAGCCACGGUUUCUCUGCCGUUUUCCAAAAAGAUGUUUGUGGAGGUGUGCUGACUGGCCUUUCUGGAUCAAUAACAAGCCCAGAUUACCCAGAAAAUUACCCCAACAAUGCUGAAUGCCAUUGGGUUAUCCAAGCAACUUCAAAUUCUGUUGUCAAGCUGACUUUUGUUGACUUUCAGAUGGAAAAUGAUGAGCAGUGCAAUUUUGAUUAUGUGGCUAUCUUUGAUGGUCCCACUAUGGAUCAUACACUUCUCAGUCACUACUGUGGGAACAUGAAGCCUCCAGAUAUGGUCUCCUCAGCACAAGAACUGCUGGUUGUUUUCAAAUCGGACUUCAACAUUGCAGGCAGAGGUUUCAAAGCAUAUUACUUUUCAGGUGCAUGUCAGGAGGUAUAUACCACCAUCAAAGGAAAUUUCUCCAGUCCUCAAUAUCCCAACUCUUACCCCAAUAAUAUCAAGUGUCACUGGACGGUCCAGCUGCCCCUAGGAUAUCGAAUAAAAGUCUUUUUCCUGGACUUGGAUCUUGAGGGGCGGAACAGCCUGACAGAUGGCUGUGAUUAUGACCAUCUGGCUGUGUUUGAUGGAGGCACCGAGAAGGCGUCUCUGCUAGGAAAGUGGUGUGGGAGAGAAAUGCUGUCUCCUAUUAUAUCCAGUGGAAACCAACUACUCUUGGUCCUUCACACAGACAGAAAUACCGCCAACCGCGGUUUCUCAGUGUCCUACAUUGGAGUUGUUCCUAUGAAUGUUACCUGCACACGAACAGAAUUUCAGAUCCAGAUCCCCACGCAGUCACUGGCCCAGCUGGAACGAAAUAAGGUCUAUUUAGGGGUCCCAUCCUGCCCUGCACAAGUGGUUGGCCUGAACUUUAGGAUACAUGCAAGGUUUGAAACCUGCGGCACAGAACCACAAAAAAGAAAUAACACCUCUGUAAUUGUCAGCAUCCUGCACAUUGACUUUUCAGAUGGAAAUCAGGAGGACGUUCACCAGUAUGAAGUGCAGUGUGAGCCUAAAAGGAAAGAGGCGUCUGUGAAUCUUAUCUCUGGCUCUGAUCCCUACAGGCUGAACCAGUAUGCUGAGAACCUGGUAGACUCCCAGCAGGAGGAUGGAGAGGCAGCAGAAGCCUAUGAGACCAAGGGCCAGGACACCAGUGACAUUGUCUUCAUCAGCAUCUGUAUUCUUGCUGGGGUUCUUAUGGUAAUUGCUAUUGUUGGAUUAGUCUUGCUAUAGGGUGCUUAUGACUUCGUCAGUCAAUAGAAACUGAAGCUACUUUGUGCCUGAACACCCAUCCAGUUUUUAUGCCAGCUACUUAGGGCACGCCUGUGAGGCUAUGUGCUCUGGAGUCAGAUUAGGUGGCUAUCUUCAGUAGCACCACACAAUGACACUGUUAGAUUGCUCUUGGCUCCUGCCAGCCUGGAUCUCAACAGAACUUGCUCAGAAUCACAGUUUCAGUGUGGGUGCAUUAGACAGAUGAUUACUAGUGUCCUCUCUCUUUUUUCUUCUAUCCCCCCUGCCUUUAUUCUGGAACAAGAAGAAUACAAAAACAAUGAUACAAAAACAUAGGCAGGUUAUUCAAAAAACUGUAUGCAAGGCGUUUUUGAAUAACCCAUAUGCAAAGGGUCUUUACCACCUUUGAGACUAACUGAAAGAAAGAAACUGGAGGCAUGAGCUUUCAAAGACUUGAGCCCAAUGGUGUCCCCACCCCUCUUCUGAGGUGUCACCCACUGCAGGCUACACCCACAUGCAUACAUACAUAUCCCUAGUGAUGCCACUGCUUGAGCUAAUUUCCUCACAGUGGUGUCACCCAACCUGGUGACACCCAGUGGGGGGGUGGGACUUCUGGCACACUUGCCCCACACGGUGGCAUGGAUGCAUGGGAGUGCGCACGCACACAAGUGAAUGCUUGUGCAGCUCCAUGGCAGCCCAGACAGUGAAUGCAAGGCCUCAUGGCGGCCUAGAAAGGAUGCCCAAGGCCUCACGCCAUCCCAGACAGGGUGCCCAAGGCCCUGGGAAGACCCCAUAGGGGUUGGGGACCGACCAGGUGUCACCCCCUCUUCUGGGGUGUCAUCCGGUGUGGCCUGCACCCCCCUUCCCCAGCGAUGCUACUGUUUCCUCAGAUAGGCUCAAGUCUACAAAACCUCAUGCUACCAGCAUCUUUCUUUCAGUCAGUCUCAAAGGUGCUACAAGAUCCCUUUGCAUACUGAUAGGCAGUUAAUAUGAGGAAAAGCACAUCACCUUGUCCCUUGUAAAAUAUUGUCAAUGAGGAAGAAUAAUUGCACACUAAAGGCCUCAUCUGGAAACAACCUGCAUGAUCAUCCCAGCACUCUCCCACUCCCUGUGUUCAAAUAAAACUGUUCUUCAUUGUCACAAUGGUAAUUUUUGAAUUUGCAAACAGUUGUCCUUCUCAGAACUUUGAGGUUGUUUCAAAAACAAUGCUGCAUUUGAACAAUUUGUGUUCAUCACAGCACUCCU